Molecule: messenger RNA, 1211 nt
Organism: Gadus morhua (Atlantic cod)
Lineage: Eukaryota; Metazoa; Chordata; Actinopteri; Gadiformes; Gadidae
Product: C-C chemokine receptor type 8-like
Exons: 2
Coding region: 13-993 (326 amino acids)
Biological process (GO): G protein-coupled receptor signaling pathway; cell chemotaxis; calcium-mediated signaling
Cellular component (GO): external side of plasma membrane; membrane
Molecular function (GO): C-C chemokine receptor activity; C-C chemokine binding
Source: RefSeq, a predicted model, not a curated record
GUGUUGUUUUAAAUGUGGGUUAUGGUUAACAGAGGGAGAGAGAGACCUUGCCUGCUUGCCAGGAAGCCAUUAGCCAACAGUGACAUGGAGGAAACACCAUUGGACCCCAAUCUUCUUGUGAGCUAUAAUUUUACCGGCAUCCAAAACGAGACAGAUUUGCACACCUUUCCUAAUGGAAGUAAAAUAUUGUUUGGAGCAAUGAUCCAUGUCAUUUUCAUCCUCAGUAUCAUAGGAAAUACGCUCCUCUUCCAUGCUCUUUACUGCAACAUGAACGUGAAGAAUGUCACCGACAUGUAUUUCCUCCACCUUGCCUGCUCGGAUGUAGCCUUAACAAUCGCCCUGCCGUUCGUGGCCACUGGGCUGAUCCACAGUUGGUGCUUUAGUGAAUUAGUCUGUAAGCUUGUUGUAAGUUUAUAUUACUGUGGGAUGACCUCAAGUAUCAUACUAUUGACCGCCAUAUCAGUGGAUCAGUUCAGCACUGUUGUAAUCCAGAAUGGUUGCAUCGUCCCAGUGAAGAGACGAAGGUGUGCCAUCGGAGCCUGUACGGUGACCUGGAUGGUCAGCCUGGCUGUGGUUGUCCCUUGCCCCUUCUAUUCAAAGGUAGUGAGGCUAGAGGAUGAAGCUAUGUGCUUUUCUCACCAAAUUCACGCCUUUUUUUCUCUGCUCUCAAUCUGCUUGUUUGCCGUCAUUGUGUUCUGCUAUUCGGCAAUUCUCUGGACCACGGUGAGGGCUUCAACCAGAAAGAAGCUCAGGACUGCAUCCCUCGCAUUAUGUAUAUCUGUAGCCUUCUUUGUUUGCUGGGCUCCUCACACUAUAUUGAUGAAAACUAGUUCCAAGGAGUUGGAUUUGAAGCAAACAUUUGCAUAUCAUGUCACGUUUACAGUGUCUCUCUCUCAUUGUUGUAUCAAUCCCAUGAUCUAUAUGAUGUCACCGAAGUACCGUAAACAUGUACAGAGUGUCUUUUGUUGUGAAAAGGUGCACACAAAGAGAUAGAGAUAGAGUUAAUUAUCGUAAUGUUUAAUGGGAAUGCAGAGUGUGAAUGCAUGGUAUAUUGUAUAUGGAGUGGCAUGCUAUUCUUUUAUGGCCAAUGUGGUCAUUGUUGUGCAAAUAUUAUUAACCUGCGAAUGUAUACAUACAAAGAUUGUUGCUUGAUGUUUUAAUAAAAUAAGAAAUUCUACAUUCUCCAUUAAUUAAAAUCCUAAAAACAACAA